This is a messenger RNA of Oncorhynchus mykiss (rainbow trout), 2266 nucleotides long. RefSeq lists its product as uncharacterized. The record is from RefSeq and is a predicted model, not a curated record. Lineage: Eukaryota; Metazoa; Chordata; Actinopteri; Salmoniformes; Salmonidae.
UGUGAAUCAUCUGGCUCAUCUGUGACGUUGUGUUUACUUCAAACGCGGAAAAGCAAACAGAAGAAAUUGCACAGCGGUCCGUUCUCUCUUCGUAUCUACAGAGUGAGGAUAUAAGCAUUUUACAUGCCAAUUCACGACAUUUCUUCACAAUAAUAGUGGCAGAAAACGUCAACUGCCCUUGACCAGGCUACAGCACAUACAGAGAUGGCAUCUUCAGGCUAUCAGGACAUUAUGAAAUAUUUCCUAAAAUGUGGAGAAACACAAGAUGCAAGGAAAUACCUAAAACAGGUGUCUGAUGCAGUGUUCAAACAUCGUCAUGCUAGUAUUGCUCUCAAGAAGCCAGAGGAAUCAGAGUGGAAGAUUGCGGGCCUGGAUGACACGUCCUACAAAGGAGAAGAGGAAAUUAAGGAGUGGCAGAACUUCUACCUACCAGACAGUGUGAAGAUGGAGGUGUUAGGAGCUGUGGAAAACCUCCUCGUCCCGACAGAGAGUGGCCAGCUGGUCAUAAUGCUGUGUGAGGACCGUCAGGUGUAUGCUUAUGACGGAGAAGAGAUGCACCUGGUCGCUCUGAGCCUGGGGGAAGUCUUUGUCUCUGGGCUUCAUUAUCCUGGCAUCAAGUCCUUCUACAGAGGGGAGUGCUUUAAGGACAUGACUAAAGAAGACUGGGCCAAGGUAAGACAGGGCAAAGUGGGGAGGAGACUUGAAAAGGAGCACCAGGAUUUACUGAGACAAGCCAAACCCAGCUUCCUGAGUUGUCUUGACUCCAUCAAAGGAGCAAGCCACACAGUCACAGGUGCCUGUAGCUAUCACAAACCAGUGGAACCUCCAACAGUACUUGAUGGACUUCUUACGGCUGAAAUCGUGUGAACAUCAUUCACAAGUGAUAAUAUUCUCACCCCCAUCAAACUAUUUUCAAUUUAAUCUAGUCUUUACACAUACUAAAUAAUAUGUGUGAAAUUGGUUUUGAUUUAGAAUUGGCCAUUAUCAUGCACCUGUUGGAACAGGGGAUGGGGGAAAAAAGACAUGUAGUCCUUAUGUCCUUGAAUAGCAAAUGGAGGAUGCUUUCCCCUAGAUUAAUUUUCUUGCCAGCCAGGUAGGCUACUCCAGUUGUAAAGCAAAACAAUGUGCUUAAUUUUAGGAAAGUUGAGAAAUAAAUAUAGUCUAUAGAAAUCUGAUGGGAUCCUCCUCUUUAACUUCUUGGCGCACCCAUCCCAUUAGCGGGAUCAUUUUCGUCAACAUCCGCUGAAUUUCAGAGCGCCAAAUUCAAAUUAAAUUACUAAAAAUAUUUAAUUUUCAUGAAAUCUCAAGUGCAAUAUAGCAAAACACAGCUUAGCUUGUUGUUAAUCCACCUGGCAUGUCAGAUGUAAAAAAAGCUUUACAGCAAAGCUAUCCAAGCGUUUAUGUUAGGACAUCUCUCUCAGCAGACAAAACAUUACAAACAGCUAGCAGCAAAGUAGAUUGGUCACAAAAGUCAGAAAAGCAUUGAAAUGAAUCGCUUACCUUUGAUCUUCGGAUGUUUGCACUCACGAGACUCCCAGUUACACAAUAAAUGUUCCUUUUGUUCCAUAAAGAUUAUUUUUAUAUCCAAAAUACCUCCAUUUGGUUGGCGCGUUUUGUUCAGAAAUCCACAGGCUCCAGCGGUCACGACGGGGCAGACGAAAAUUCCAAAUAGUAUCCGUAAAGUUCGUAGAAACAUGUCAAACGUUUUUUAUAAUCAAUCCUCAGGUUGUUUUUACAAUAAAUAAUUGAUAAUAUAACGUGACUAAAUGUCACAUGGAAUUUGACUGCGGUCAUGUCUCGCGACUGCCGGUGGGCGGUAAUAUGGUUAACAGCCCCAGAUGCAAUGCAUGAUGCAUCCUUUUAGUUGUUAAUUCAAUGUGUCAAAGUUUUACUUCUAUCCUGUCCAUAUUCAAAUAAACUAGGCCUACUAAAUGUGUGAAUUAUGAAUCUUCUCUGCAUGCAGGACCAUGUCAUCAUUGUCUGAACACUUCAAGUCUUAUCUGACUGUAUAUUUACAGCAGUGGUAGAAAAUUCAGUAAACAUGUUGAUAAAACUUUGAAUGUUUAACUUUUUCACCUCCAAAGUACGCAUGUUACCUAUUUAAACCUCUCCUGCACAUUUUUCCUGUCGCAUCACUCCUGAACCAUACCAUACUCUACAGCUCUACAGGAGUCUAUACUACCAACCAAUCACCUAAUCUGCCUCAGAAGCUCUGUGCUGGACCAAUCAUAUAUUUUGUGCACUAAUAAACAAAUAUACACAAAUU